Messenger RNA from Suillus plorans, 1365 nucleotides. RefSeq lists its product as uncharacterized. NCBI's taxonomy places the organism in Eukaryota, Fungi, Basidiomycota, Agaricomycetes, Boletales, Suillaceae. The record is from RefSeq and is a predicted model, not a curated record. The transcript has 13 exons. The coding region runs from base 255 to 1187 and encodes 310 amino acids.
CGACUCAGUCCCGAGCCUGGUUGCCGACAUCACCAACGAAUAGAAACGUUUUCAAUCUCCAAUUCACCUGGGUAGUGGACUGACGGUUUGAAAAUCUCAAUCGAGGUACAUACUUCAAUCAAUCAAGGGCCUCGAGCAUGAACAAAUGUCCCAAUCACCAUCAUGCCGAUUUUGGUGAUACAAGCGUUGAGCGCUGAACGCUGGUAUAUGAACACUAGAUCGUUAUACACUCCCAACAUUCCCCAUCUUCAGAUAUGACCGUAAUCUUAAAUGAUCCCAGUUGGUGGCCCUUCAUCAAUUCGAGUAUUUUGUAUAGCUAUUGGAUUGUUGCUGCAGGCUUCGUGGUGGUAUAUGAUUGGGUGAUAACACUCGGACAAGAGAUUGACCUCAUUUGGACACAACGCUGGUCUCUGAUGACUGUGCUGUACCUAGUUAUACGCUAUGCUGGAAUACCAUAUUCUGUUGCUACCAUUCUGGAAAACAUUGUGUUUCUCUCGUUGACAGAUGCAGUGAUAAGUGGGACAAAUGUGGUCGUAACUGCCAUGUUGGGCGUCAUCAUGAUUGCUCGGUUGCAUGCCAUGUAUCAGGGAUCUAGGAGGAUGCUUAUCUUCCUUGUUAUCAUCUUCCUGGCCGUAAACAUCGCCUGCACAGUAAUCGCGAUCAUAGUACUCAAGUAUGAUGUUGUAUUGGCGGAACUCAUACUCUCUGGUAUUCAUAUGUGCAGUCAGGAAUUCGAGGGGGAUACCCAGCUUCUGAUGUCAAUGGUCUGGAUCCUCAACACUGUUUGGGAGGUCUUCGCACUGUGUCUUUCAGUCUGGAUCGCUGCGAAGCACUUCCGUGACCUGCGACGACUCGGCCCAUUGACGGGAUCGACCAUCGGGGACUGUUUCAGAGUGCUCCUAGAAUCUCACGUGCUUUAUUUUGCGAGCUUUGCUGGUGUCUCUUGCCUUGAGCUUGUCAAUAUCUCUCCUCCAGAAGUCCAGCAUUCGAAUUCUGCAGCAGCAGAGAUACUCAGUGGUGUUAUGCAAAUUUUAUCGUCCGUGCAGAUGUUUGUGCUGGGACCACGCCUCAUCCUUAGCGUUCGACAAUAUCACGCUAAACUCGUGGCCAAAUCCGACGCAGAAACUAGCAUGAAUUCAAUUGUCUUCCAGGAGCGCGUACAUGUAUCGACUAGUAGUACUGUGUAGGAAACGGAUGGUUGCCAAGCGUUCCGCAUGGGGGAGAUAUUUGGUCGAGGAUUCGUCGUAUUUAUUUCAGUUAUGGUGUCUCAAAGUAUAUUGUAGACGAGGUUUAUGUAGACAAACUCAUUUCUUGUUGUAUCGCUACUGGGAGUCGGUAAUCCAGACUUGCACCAAGCAGCAAGCU